CAAAAGAGAGAAAGAAAGAAAGAAAGAAAGAAAGGCGAGAACCAGCCGAGCCUGUUAGGGGCGCGUCCACGCGAGCCCAGCAGGGGGCGCGCAGGCGAAGGGCGGGGAAGGAGGAGGAGGAGGAGAGAGCAUCUCUUUCAGAGACCUAGGCAGUCACCUUCUUCUUUGUUCGCCGUCCCUGCCCUCCUGGGAACUCCUGGGCCGCCCGCAUUGGAAUUGGUGUUUGGCAACUUAUAGAAAACCCUAAUCAUCUUUUGGGACCACUGCUAUGAGUUAACAAGUAUAUUGGGAUUUUCAGGAUAUUGUUUUGAACCUCCUUGCUGACAAUGUCUACUCCUGAUCCUCCAAUGGGGGGGACGCCUCGUCCGGGGCCUUCUCCGGGGCCUGGACCUUCUCCUGGUGCUAUGCUGGGCCCCAGUCCUGGACCAUCUCCGGGAUCUGCACACAGCAUGAUGGGCCCCAGCCCGGGACCUCCAUCUGCAGGGCACCCCAUACCACCUCAGGGGCCCGGAGCUUAUUCUCAGGACAACAUACACCAGAUGCAUAAGCCAAUGGAGUCCAUGCAUGAAAAGGGAAUAUCUGAAGACCCUCGUUACAGCCAAAUGAAAGGCAUGGGAAUGAGGGCUGGUGGACACUCAGGAAUGGGGCCUCCUCCAAGCCCAAUGGAUCAGCAUUCUCAAGGUUACCCUUCUCCACUUGGUGGUUCUGAGCAUGCAUCAAGUCCAGUCCCAGCUAAUGGCCCUUCCUCUGGCCCCCAGAUGCCCUCUGGCCCUGGUGGAGUUCCAUUAGAUGGUACUGAUCCCCAAGCAUUAGGACAGCAGACUCGGGGCCCCACUCCUUUUAACCAGAAUCAGCUGCAUCAAUUGAGAGCUCAGAUCAUGGCCUACAAGAUGCUUGCCAGAGGGCAGCCCUUACCAGAUCAUCUUCACAUGGCAGUGCAGGGAAAAAGACCCAUGCCGGGAAUGCAGCAGCAAAUGACAACUCUACCUCCACCAUCUGUAUCUGGAACAGGACCAGUGCAAGGCCCAGGCCCUGCACCUGGACCGACGCCUCCAAACUACAACAGACCUCAUGGUAUGGGAGGGCCUAACAUGCCUCCUCCUGGACCCUCAGGAGUUCCUCCAGGAAUGCCCGGACAGCCCCCUGGGGGACCCCCAAAGCCCUGGCCUGAAGGACCAAUGGCAAAUGCUGCAGCCCCUACUAGCACACCUCAGAAACUGAUUCCUCCUCAGCCAACCGGCCGCCCUUCACCAGCACCUCCAGCGGUACCUCCAGCAGCAUCCCCUGUAAUGCCUCCCCAAACUCAGUCACCUGGGCAGCCAGCCCAACCUGCCCCAAUGGUGCAGCUCCAUCAGAAGCAGAAUCGUAUUACUCCCAUUCAGAAGCCAAGAGGACUUGACCCUGUGGAAAUUCUUCAAGAGCGAGAAUACCGACUACAAGCUCGUAUUGCUCACAGAAUCCAAGAACUUGAAAACCUUCCUGGGUCCCUGGCUGGUGACCUGAGAACCAAAGCUACCAUUGAACUUAAAGCACUACGAUUGCUUAAUUUCCAGAGACAGCUGCGUCAAGAAGUGGUGGUAUGCAUGAGAAGGGAUACUGCUCUGGAGACGGCACUGAAUGCCAAGGCUUAUAAACGUAGCAAGCGACAGUCCCUGAGGGAAGCUCGCAUCACUGAGAAGCUGGAAAAACAGCAGAAGAUCGAACAAGAACGAAAACGCCGGCAAAAACAUCAGGAGUACCUCAAUAGCAUUCUCCAACAUGCCAAGGAUUUCAAAGAAUAUCACCGAUCUGUCACUGGCAAGAUUCAAAAGCUUACAAAGGCUGUGGCCACAUAUCAUGCCAAUACAGAGCGUGAGCAAAAGAAAGAGAACGAGAGAAUUGAGAAGGAAAGAAUGCGCAGGUUGAUGGCUGAAGAUGAAGAAGGGUACCGUAAGCUUAUUGAUCAAAAGAAAGACAAACGCUUAGCCUACCUACUUCAGCAGACAGAUGAAUAUGUGGCUAACCUCACAGAGCUGGUGAGGCAGCACAAAGCUGCACAAGUUGCAAAGGAGAAGAAGAAGAAAAAGAAAAAGAAGAAGCCUGAAAUUGCAGAAGGGCAAACACCAGCAAUUGGACCAGAUGGUGAACCCUUAGAUGAAACCAGUCAAAUGAGUGACCUUCCUGUGAAAGUUAUCCAUGUAGAGAGUGGGAAAAUCCUUACUGGAACAGAUGCCCCGAAGGCAGGACAACUGGACACCUGGUUGGAAAUGAAUCCUGGAUAUGAAGUAGCGCCUAGAUCUGAUAGUGAAGAAAGUGGAUCAGAGGAGGAGGAAGAGGAGGAAGAAGAGGAACAGCCACAGCCUGCUCAGACUGCUUUACCUGUGGAAGAAAAGAAAAAGAUUCCAGAUCCAGAUAGUGAUGAUGUAUCAGAAGUAGAUGCAAGGCAUAUUAUUGAGAAUGCUAAGCAAGAUGUUGAUGAUGAGUACGGUGUGUCCCAAGCCCUGGCAAGGGGGUUGCAGUCUUACUAUGCUGUGGCUCAUGCAGUCACUGAAAGAGUGGAUAAACAGUCCACACUUAUGGUGAACGGUGUCCUGAAACAGUAUCAGAUAAAAGGUUUAGAAUGGCUAGUGUCACUGUACAAUAAUAACCUAAAUGGAAUCCUGGCAGAUGAAAUGGGUCUGGGUAAAACAAUCCAGACCAUUGCUUUAAUUACAUACCUCAUGGAGCACAAGCGUAUCAAUGGACCCUUCCUCAUUAUAGUACCUCUGUCAACUCUCUCGAAUUGGGCAUAUGAAUUUGAUAAGUGGGCUCCUUCUGUAGUUAAGGUCUCAUAUAAGGGCUCUCCAGCUGCAAGGCGGGCAUUUGUACCUCAGCUUCGAAGUGGAAAAUUUAAUGUUUUGCUCACUACAUAUGAAUACAUCAUCAAAGAUAAGCACAUUCUUGCAAAAAUCCGUUGGAAAUACAUGAUUGUUGAUGAAGGCCACCGGAUGAAGAACCACCACUGCAAACUGACCCAGGUCCUGAACACACACUACAUAGCUCCACGGCGUUUGCUUCUGACUGGGACCCCACUACAGAAUAAGCUCCCAGAACUGUGGGCUCUGCUUAAUUUCCUCCUUCCAACUAUCUUCAAAAGUUGUAGCACAUUUGAACAGUGGUUUAAUGCUCCAUUUGCCAUGACUGGAGAAAAGGUUGAUUUGAAUGAAGAAGAAACAAUUCUCAUUAUUCGUCGUUUGCACAAAGUAUUGCGUCCUUUCCUGCUAAGAAGAUUAAAGAAGGAGGUCGAAGCACAGCUGCCUGAAAAAGUAGAAUAUGUGAUUAAAUGUGAUAUGUCUGCGUUGCAAAGGGUACUUUAUAGACAUAUGCAGGCCAAAGGAGUACUGCUUACAGAUGGGUCUGAAAAAGACAAAAAGGGCAAAGGUGGUACAAAAACACUGAUGAACACUAUUAUGCAGCUGAGGAAGAUCUGCAACCAUCCUUACAUGUUUCAGCACAUUGAGGAAUCCUUUUCUGAGCACUUAGGCUUCACUGGAGGCAUUGUGCAAGGACUUGACCUGUACCGUGCUUCAGGAAAGUUUGAACUCCUGGACCGGAUUCUUCCCAAGUUACGAGCCACCAACCACAAGGUGCUACUGUUUUGUCAGAUGACCUCCCUCAUGACCAUAAUGGAAGACUAUUUUGCUUACCGUGGCUUCAAAUACCUCAGGCUAGAUGGGACCACUAAAGCAGAAGAUCGUGGCAUGCUGCUGAAAACCUUCAAUGAGCCGGGCUCUGAAUAUUUCAUUUUUCUGCUGAGCACUCGAGCAGGUGGCUUAGGACUAAACUUGCAGUCUGCUGAUACUGUGAUCAUUUUUGACAGUGACUGGAAUCCUCACCAGGACUUGCAAGCCCAGGAUCGUGCUCAUCGGAUUGGGCAGCAAAAUGAAGUCCGUGUGCUGCGCCUCUGUACUGUGAACAGUGUGGAAGAAAAGAUCCUUGCUGCAGCCAAGUAUAAGCUGAAUGUAGACCAGAAGGUUAUCCAGGCUGGCAUGUUCGAUCAGAAAUCCUCCAGCCAUGAAAGAAGAGCUUUCCUUCAGGCAAUCUUAGAACAUGAGGAACAGGACGAGACCAGAUACAGCACGGGCAGCGGCAGUGGCAGCGCAAGCUUUCCCCACACUGCCUCAACCCUGUGCCUCAACUCCGACUUGGAGGAGCCACCUUUAAAGGAGGAAGAUGAAGUUCCUGAUGACGAAACAGUAAACCAGAUGAUUGCUCGAAAUGAGGAAGAGUUUGAUCUUUUUAUGCGUAUGGACUUGGAUCGCAGGCGCGAAGAAGCCCGCAAUCCAAAGCGAAAGCCACGUCUAAUGGAAGAGGAUGAAUUGCCAUCUUGGAUCAUUAAAGAUGAUGCUGAGGUGGAAAGACUUACAUGUGAAGAAGAGGAAGAGAAAAUGUUUGGGCGAGGUUCACGUCACCGUAAGGAAGUGGACUAUAGCGACUCGCUGACUGAGAAGCAGUGGCUCAAGGUAUACAUGGCCAUUGAAGAAGGCACCCUGGAGGAGAUUGAGGAGGAGGUGCGCCAGAAGAAGUCUUCUCGCAAACGCAAGAGGGAUGUGGAUGUCAGCUCAUCUACCCCAACCACCAGCACACGCAGCCGGGAAAAAGACGAGGACAGCAAGAAGCAGAAGAAGCGUGGCAGGCCUCCCGCAGAGAAGCUCUCUCCAAAUCCGCCCAACCUCACCAAGAAAAUGAAGAAGAUAGUUGAUGCUGUGAUCAAAUACAAGGACAGCAGCAGUGGACGCCAACUCAGCGAAGUCUUUAUUCAACUCCCUUCCCGUAAGGAGCUUCCAGAGUACUAUGAACUAAUUCGCAAGCCAGUGGAUUUCAAGAAGAUAAAGGAGCGCAUCCGGAACCAUAAGUACCGCAGCCUAAAUGAUCUGGAGAAGGAUGUCAUGCUGUUGUGUCAGAAUGCACAAACAUUCAACCUUGAAGGCUCUUUGAUUUAUGAGGACUCCAUUGUGCUGCAGUCUGUCUUUACUAGCGUGAGACAGAAAAUUGAAAAAGAAGAAGACAGUGAGGGUGAAGAAAGUGAAGAGGAAGAGGAGGCAGAAGAGGAAGGAUCUGAAUCAGAAUCUCGUUCUGUCAAAGUGAAGAUUAAGCUGGGCAGAAAGGAGAAAGCACAAGACCGGAUGAAGGGCCGCAGACGUACCAGCCGUGGGUCCCGGGCCAAACCAGUAGUUAGUGAUGAUGAUAGUGAGGAAGAGCAAGAAGAGGAUCGCUCAGGAAGUGGCACAGAAGAUGACUGACAUUCCAUGGCACAAACCUCAAGCAUCAGUCUUUCUAAAGCUGAGAUGCUCAAUUCCUUUAGCUGCGACGGGUAGCAAGAAGCAUAGUGUCAGAUGUGGGUAAACUGUAUAAAAUUCUUCCAUAUUUAUACUGCAGUGAAGAUGUGGGACUUGUUUGUGUCUUGCCUUGUCCUCACAUCAGUAGCAUUUGUAACAUCAUUAACUGUUUUAAAGAAAAGAAUUAUGAAUUGGGGAACACUUUGAUACACACACACACACAUAUAUAUAUAUUCUUUUUAUGGCAGUCCUAUUUUCUGUUGUAGUAUUGAAUCACUGUAGUUUUAACCUGUGGGUGCAUGUGUGUAGCAGUCCACUUCCCAGUACUGUAUUUUAUGAAACAGAUUGAAUGGCCAGCUGCCCACCAAGCCAGGAGGGGUAGCAGUGGCAACUGUGUCAGUGUCACUGGAUUUCAGACAGUAAUAAAUUAAGCAAAACAAAUUCUCAA
This is a messenger RNA of Anolis carolinensis (green anole), 5745 nucleotides long. RefSeq names its product SWI/SNF related, matrix associated, actin dependent regulator of chromatin, subfamily a, member 4 (gene smarca4). Gene Ontology annotation, molecular function: transcription factor binding; ATP binding; ATP-dependent chromatin remodeler activity. Gene Ontology annotation, biological process: positive regulation of transcription by RNA polymerase II. Gene Ontology annotation, cellular component: nucleus. The coding region runs from base 327 to 5261 and encodes 1644 amino acids. The transcript has 36 exons. The record is from RefSeq and is a predicted model, not a curated record. NCBI's taxonomy places the organism in Eukaryota, Metazoa, Chordata, Lepidosauria, Squamata, Anolidae.